UAGCUGUGUAAGUAAAAGUAUGCGUAGUGGGCGUAUCGAAAAAUAAACGCACACUCCUUAUUCCGGGAAAAAAUCUUCGUGGUCACAAUCUCAUGGUGUUCCACUUCUUAACCAGUCUCUGGUUUUUCUAGGUGAAGCGGCUCCACAAGGAAUACAGGCGCGUAAGGACGAUGCGAUCGACGCGGAAAAUGAAGCUCUCCUUCCUCUGUUUGCUGUUGCGAACGUCACGGGUUUCACCGGCAUUUGGAAUUUAUCGGCGCGAGCUCGAUCAAAGCAUCAAAGCUAGAACAAGAUUAUUGCGGCAAGAGGAGGACGAGGACCCCUAUCAUUGGCAGGUGGACGUCGAUCACGAUGACGAUCAUCAUCACGACCGUAAAAAUGACAAGGCGCAUCGGGUGAAGGACCGGGGUCAUGACGCCCCGCGACGCGCAUUGGCACCAAGCGCUGGUGCGGAUGGUGCGGCUCUCGUAUCCGCGACAGGCGAUGCAGUUUCGUUUUCAGGACCCGCUGGUACCGGGCCCGCAUCACGUCGUCCGAGUUUCGUACAACUACAAGGUGAACGAAGCCGUGCUUCUAUCCCGAAUUCGAAUUUUUCAUACAUGAUGGAAGAUUCGGAUGAUUCUCGUGGCGGAGUGCAUUUGGUUCCAUUUAACGUGUGGGCAGCCGUAGCGGCAGAAGGUACUGGCGGCCGCCCAAAACCGAAUUCCCCUGCAAACACGGACGUUCAGAACUCGACGGAAAUGAAGAAUUCUGACGACGCCGAAGAUGGCACAGGCGCGCCAAGCACAAAAGCAGCUGGAGCGUUCCUUAUGGUGAUCGGCUUCGGAGACGCCCAAGAUCCAGCAAAGAUUUCGUCAUCUUCAAGUGAUGGAAAUAGCACGAACGAAGCAGCUGGAGCUAUUCCAGCAGGUUCGCGCGAGAAACUGACGAAGUUUGCUGCACGAAACGACUUCGGGAGCAAGGGGCCCCACGCCAUUCACCAUUGCCCAGCCGUACUGAUUUCCCGUCGGGGCAUCGGACUCGAGACCUCCCUCGCGCGCUGUUUCAAGGCUCUCCUACAGCUACAGAUGGUGAACAAGCACGUUCACCACGUUAACACUUACGCAGAUGCAGACCACGGAUCUAGGGUUGUAUCAAAGUCAAUCCCAACGCCACUAUCCACGUCCACUCCGCAAGGCGCGGAGAUCGACAAGCGGAAGGGCCCCGGCCGCGGCGUCGCCUUUCCGGAGCUCAUUUUUGUCUUCGAAGAUGACGCGAUGUGGUUGGCCGAGGAAGACGUCAACGAUGUGA
Molecule: messenger RNA, 1290 nt
Organism: Amoebophrya sp. A120
Lineage: Eukaryota; Dinophyceae; Syndiniales; Amoebophryaceae
Source: the annotation of a GenBank genome assembly